Messenger RNA from Rhagoletis zephyria (snowberry fruit fly), 2281 nucleotides. RefSeq names its product dual 3',5'-cyclic-AMP and -GMP phosphodiesterase 11-like. Gene Ontology annotation, biological process: signal transduction. Lineage: Eukaryota; Metazoa; Arthropoda; Insecta; Diptera; Tephritidae. Gene Ontology annotation, molecular function: 3',5'-cyclic-nucleotide phosphodiesterase activity. The record is from RefSeq and is a predicted model, not a curated record.
UUUGAAGAUGACGAUACGCUGAAGGCCUGUCUGCGCAUGUUCCUCGAUUUGGACUUUGUUGAACGUUUUCACAUUGACUACGAAGUGCUUUGCCGUUGGCUGCUGAGCGUUAAGAAGAAUUAUCGCAAUGUUACUUAUCAUAAUUGGCGACAUGCCUUCAAUGUGGCUCAAAUGAUGUUUGCCAUACUAACGGCGACGCAGUGGUGGAAAAUUUUCGGCGAAAUCGAAUGCUUGGCAUUGAUCAUUGGUUGCUUGUGUCACGAUUUGGAUCAUCGGGGGACUAAUAACUCAUUCCAAAUCAAAGCCUCCUCACCAUUGGCUCAACUAUAUUCGACAUCCACAAUGGAACAUCAUCAUUUCGAUCAGUGUUUAAUGAUUUUGAACAGCCCUGGCAAUCAAAUAUUAGCCAAUCUGUCAUCUGAUGAUUACUGUCGGGUUAUACGGGUAUUGGAGGAUGCCAUUUUAUCAACAGAUUUGGCGGUGUAUUUUAGAAAACGCGGCCCAUUUCUGCAAUCCGUACAAGAACAGCCGCUCAGCUAUUGGGAGGCUGACGAACCCCGUGCUCUGCUACGUGCUAUGAGCAUGACUGUCUGUGAUUUAUCGGCCAUUACAAAACCAUGGGACAUUGAGAAACGUGUGGCCGAUUUAGUGAGCUCGGAGUUCUUCGAGCAAGGCGAUAUGGAGAAACAGGAAUUGAAUAUAAUGCCCAUUGACAUUAUGAAUCGCGAGAAGGAGGAUGAAUUGCCCAUGAUGCAAGUUAACUUCAUUGAGUCAAUAUGCCUGCCAAUUUACGAGGCUUUUGCAAACCUCUCCGACAAACUGGAGCCACUGGUCGAAGGUGUGCGCGAUAACCGCGAGCAUUGGAUCGAAUUGGCGCAACAAGUACAAAAUAAAGAGAAAGCAGCAAUUAGCAGCACCAAUGGUGCCGUCGACACCCCAAAGCAGAAUGGCUGCAUUUCCGAUGAACGCAGCGAUGUGACUGAUGACUUAGGUACGACGACAACCAUUGCCAAUUGUGACAGCAACGCCGAUGAUGGCAUAUCAACAGGCGCUGAGUGUGAGACAGAUGAACAAAUCGAUGGUAAAAAUACAAAAAACAACAGCAACGACGACGACGAUGAUAACGACGACGAAGAUGAGCACUUGUGUGCAGAGGAAGAAGAGGCAGGCAUUGAAGCGGAUGAUGAUGAUUCCGACAUGGAGGCGUCACGUCAUUCCAACGGCUGCUUCUCAUCUGGUUCGAGCCGAUUGAGCACGCCACCACCCACAGGCGAAGACGACAGCGUACCCACCUCACCGGCUAAAAUGACGCAGGCCAAGUUAAUUGCCGCAAAUUUGAAUAAUUUGAAUCAACGGACCCUGAAGUCAACGAGCAACUGCUGUCGCAGCUGUGAGAAUGCGCGCUGCAGCAAUCAUAAGCGGAAGGCCUCCUCGCUCAAGGGAACCAAAGAAUUGCAACAACAACUGAGCGCACAAGCACAAAAUGGGGGCGGCAGUUCUGGCUAUCACACCCGUAGUACGCCCUCGGUGAAUAUGACGAUGACGACGACGACGACUGCAAAUACAUCAAAUGGCGCGCAGCAAAAUCACAGCAGCAAUACACAUCAUCAUCAUCAUCAUCACCACCACCACCGUCGUCAUAGUCACCACCACUACCAUCACCAUCAUCACCUCCACAGUAAUCAGCAUUCGACGCAUAGUGGCAAUGGUGGCGGCAGCGGUGGCGGUGGCGGCACGGGUACCGGCAACACAUCGAGCGGCGCCGAAAGUGAUAGAAUACCAAAAAUAGUCGGUAAGCUGGGUAAUAUCGAUAGUCUGCAAUAUCUCGCAGAUGGUGGAAAUGGCGCUGCUGAGGCGCUACUCCAUGCCAAUGCUGGUAGUGGUACACCAAAUGGCAUUGCAUUCACACCGAAUGGUCAUGUCACCUAUUUUGCUGCCAGUGAUGUGCCCGCGUUGACAACGGCGGCGAGUGUUGUGGCACCGGUGGUAGCGGCGACAGUGACACCGACAAUGGCGGCGACGGCGGCGACAAGCGCAUGUGAUAAAUGAAGAGUUUGAGGAGUAGUCUAAGCGAAAGCUUUAGAAGAUUUGAGUUCUUUUCGUAUAAAAGCUAGCUAACUACAAGUAGUAUGUAUGUAUUAUUAGCUGUAAUUGAGAUACGGACGUUUACAUAGACACUUUCGUUGGUUGCUGACGGUCAAUAGGUGCAUUGCUCUCUGAUCGAUGACACAAAUAUAAAAUCCUUUUGUAUUAGUGAAGUAUGUACAUUGUACAUAUGUAU